CUUGAACAUUGAAGAAGGGUUUCAAGUGCUGCCUUCUGAAGAGAUCGCGGUAAUCUGCCAAGGACGCCUACAUAGCUCCUGGGCAUUUGCUCCUAGGCUCCCAGACAUUUGCCCUUCCCUGCUACAAGGAGUUGGUCUUGGCCCCGGGUGGAGAUUGGGUUACGGUACAAGGAAGGACGGUGUGCCUCCAAUCGUAAACUGAAGUCCUAGAAUGGCGUCCAGAAAAGGGGAGGAGAUUGUGGUGACUGCCUUAGGCGAGCUGUAUAGCGGGCCAAAUGAGCGCAGGUACUGGAGCAGCAAGAGGGGGCGAGAUCGUUACCCAUAUCCCGUUGGCUACCAGGCCACUCGCGUGCAAGGGGGCCAUGAGUACAGAUUGGAGGUUGCUGAAGGACUAGAGGGUCCAGACUUUGUGGUGACUGACCCGCGAGGAGUACGCUAUGCUGCGGAGACGGCCCUCAGAGUCUGGUCUGUAGCAUUGAGGGCAAAUGGUCGGGCUGCCAGUGUCAAAGAGAAUACAGAUGGAGGAGAGAUUUUCGGUUUUACAAUGGUGAAGAAAUACCUUCAGGACCUGGUUGCUCGCACCAGCGGUCUCGCACCCGGUGCUCCGGAAGCCAGCUCAACUCCUCUGUCUCCCCUCGCGUGCAACACUCCCACCAUCUCUGGCUGUAGUAGGCGUGGAACCUUGAAACCAGCUCCAAAAUCCCUGCCUGCGAAAAGGCCUGCUUCCGCCAGAAGGGGUAGACGGGAUCCUAAGAAACAGAAAGGAGAGAGUCCGAACCCUGCUUCUCUUGUUGGGGCGGUGAGGCUAAAGGAGGCAGGCGGCGACCUCCCAGGGGUGAACCCAGUUCUGGCUUGUGACGAUGCGUCCCUGACUGGGAAUGCAAACAAUGAGGCCAAGAGGCAAAAGCUGGGGGAUCUGAAGUUUGCGAGCCCUGAUGGUCUGCGGGUUGCUGAAGCGCCGCCAGCAGAUCCUUUGCGCACAGAAGCUGCUCUUGAAGAGUCGGCGAAGUUGGGGAAGCAAUGCAGCGGGAGAAUUCGGGUUGCCUCAGAGGGCGGUCCGGGCCAGGGAGCAGAAACAGAAGGCUCAAAAGACGCCGUACAGAAGCGUCUGCAAUUGGUGCCAGUGGAAGGGAAGGCACUGCUGGCAAAGCGAGAGGAGCUGCAGAAGUCUCUGGAAGCGAACAGAUUGGCUCUAGCCCGCUCUCGAAAGGCCAGGCAGAGGAAGCUCGUUGAAAGCAGUGCACUAGACAGAUGCUUGCCGCCAGUUGAAGACGAUUGGAGAGAGCUGGCGGCAAAGGCGGAGGGGACAGAAGGAGCCUGCCAGAAUCAGGAGGGCAAGGAAGAACGGGCAGCACAAUUCGGAGCGGAGCAGGAAGCGGGUGUUGCGCGGUUAGAAACGAACGAGGGGCUCAGAAUUGAAGGGGCCUUGGUGGACAAGGAACAGGGGACUGAAGCGGACGAACGGACGGGAUCUGCGAGACACGGAAGAGUUGGUGUCUUCGAAGAGGGGGCAGUCAGAGGAAGCCAGGAGGACGGCCAAGUUGAGAAGCAGCAUGUCAUCAGUGCGGGGAAACGAGGGGCGGAUGAGAAGGGGAGCUUAGGGGACAGUGAUGCAGAAGAGGAGGGCGAGUGCGAGACUGCCGAUCGAAACUUGACGGACUCGGCUGGGCGGAGCAAACGGGAACUUUCUGGGGCCCCUGCGGCGGACGCUGGUUUUAGGACUUCCCCAGGGAGCGCGGCGCAGCGUCCCUAUCGGCCCGCAGACAGCCCUCCUAGCGGCGCACGAAAUGUGGGGACCGAAGCCAAAAGCCCCGGGGGUCAGCAGUGGUGUCCCAAUCACCCGGAAGGGGACGAGCACGUGCCUCGGACUGUGGACAUGGAGGCGGAGACAGAGCCCGAGAGUGACGUGUCUCACUCAGCGGACUUGGGGGAGGAGGGAAUCGGAAGCGGCGGGGGUGCUGAGGUGGAGAGCGCCCUUGCGGACAAAGCUGCUGACGUCAGCAGUCCAAGGGCCAGUGAAGCGGCGUGGGCACACGAGUCUGUGGGGACAGCGACAGCGUUGGGGCGGCGGGCGGAGGAGGAAGCAACGGGAGAAGAGGGUUUGAUCGGGAGAAAGUUGUGUGAGAUUACUCCCUCUGACGUUAGCAUAUUGAAGGUUAGGGAAGGAGCCGCUUUUGAUCAUCACGGCGGGUCUGAAGCGCAGCGCAUUUUUGAGGAUGACAGUACGGAGCCUCCGGACGUCUUCCCCGCUUCCCCAGCAGAGAGGCAGGAACGUGAGAACGGGCCAGCGAGUUGGCACGGGGAUUCAGGCCCAGAAAGGAAGCCCGGCACCGUCGACUUUGAGGCGGACAAAGGGGGGUGGUUCACGGCGGCUCGCAGCAGGAAGGGUAGCUUGGUGGGGCCCAUGAAGGAACCGGUGAGAGUAGAAGCAAGCGGAGGGAUAGGGGGUGCCGUAUUGACAACCGGCAGGGCUCAGGUGGAGGCUGCGGCUGGGGAGAAAAACGGUGCAACGGGGACGCUGGCAUGUGAUGACAGAGUGAUCGAGGAGACGGAACAGCAGGAGGCGGAUUUGAGGGGGGGGUUCGGGCGGAACGGGUCGGGAGUCCGCUCAAGCUUGGGCACCGGAAGGAGUCGGAGUCUAGGCGCGCAAGAAGAGCAGCCCAGCACUACUGUCGCCGAAUUGAGCAGAUUGAACGGAAAUGUUUCUCGACCGGAUGGCAAAAUAGAUGGUGCUUCUGCAGGGAACGGAGACAGAGCUAGUCCGCGAAGUGGGGCCUCUCCGACAGCGAAAGCGCUCUUAGGGCAGGGCGUGGAAGCAGGGAAAAGGGAAGCGGCAAUGGGCGGUGUGGUGGCACCUGCAGAGGGGAAAGGCCUUCCAGCUGCCGUUGUGAAAGGCGACUCUCCGGUGCAAGUAGCCGGAGCGCAAGAACGGAAGCGGAAGGUAAAGCGAUUGAGCCUGACCCCCUUCAAGCGGUGGAUGGCCACGGAAGAAGGGGAAACCGCCGUUGAGGGGGUUUGCGCAGCAGGUCAUCCGCCCGGUGAACAUGCCGAAGGGCCCGCAGUCCUUUCGGGGGCUGGUGUGAAAGAAACAAAGCGGAAGAUGGGAGAGCUGAAGAAGCUAGCGGCGUUUGGAUGGGAGGCAGAGAAGGUGUCUGCUGUCUCCCCGGGUACUGGAAAGGCCGGCAGAGAGGAGCAACGCGACGGGGAAAUGAAGCAACUAGAGCCGGGAGUUGCCCAGAGCGGGGGACGUUUGCGGUCAGUGUCUGGCGGAAUUGGGGCGGAGUGCGGACGUCCGGAAGAGCACGGCCUAGAGCGAGGGCAGGACCCCCGGGGCGAGAAGCAAGUGACAGGUGAAGCAAAUGUAGCGAGAAAGGUGGUGCCCGGUACGCUGGAGAAAGAUGGGGGUGCGGAGGCUGCCGGCUUGGAGGGCGAGCGGAUCGAAGGGGGGAUUGAGGCCCCGGGGAAACCCGCUGUGAGGAUAUUCGGAAGCGACAGCCUGACCGAGCAGCAGUCUGAGCCACAGUGCUCUGAACCGGACGCUAGGGAGGGGAAAGAAACGGCCGGGAUCGAGCCGGCUGCCACAACCGUUGAUGCAAGCGCUGGAUUAGUGCUAGCUGGGGAGGACGAUUUUGUGUCAGCUUUGGAAGGAGGGGGAGUCGAAGGUUGCACGAGAGAAGAGCAGCCGGGCGGGGUGCUAUCGGGUGAGCAGAAGGAGCCUCCCAUAGUUGGAGUAGAAGCUGCGGACAAGGUGGAAGGAAACAGUCCGAAAGCGUCCGAGAGGGACGGGUCCGGCGCAGUCAGGAAGGGUGGCCUGAUGCCGCUGAAUCAGCACAUGGAUGGCCCGCCCACUAGGCCUCUCAGCGGACGCCUUGGUGAGCGGGGGCGACCAGCCAGCCCUGUUGCACGUCUGCAGCAGUCGCCGAAAGCGCCCCCCCGGGGCACGAGCAGCCCUCCUUCUGCCAGCGAGCGUAGCCGUGGUUCGUCCUGGCUUGGGCGGACGGUAGAGACAAUCUCAGCCGCUUUUAGAGGCCCGGCCGGGUACAAACCGUUGGCUUUUACCCGGUCGAGGGACGCGGUGCCAAACGGGGCCAGUGUUGCGCCAGCUCCGAAAGAUGACACCACGGGGGAGGGAAAAGCCCGGCCACGGAACAAGUCGUGGCCUAUCUGGACCGGGCCGACAAGCAACCCCAACUUGGGGAAGGUUGGAGGCAGCGCCCAAAAGGCGCCUCUUCCGGGGGGCUGCAGGGAGCCUCCCGAGGUUCGAAGAGUUGCUGACGUCAUCGCGGUGCCGUCAGCUCUGGGGGCGAACCGGGGCAGGGCACUGGAGAGCCAGGCACGGCGGCUGGGGCGCUUCGAGGAGUCGGAAGCGGUGCGCGACUGGCCGGCCGGGGAGUUCCUGGUCCCGAGCACCCCCCCUGACACGGCAGCCGAAGAGGACCCCCCGAAAGUAGAGGACAAUGCGGGGGAUCCCUCCAAUCCGGAAGCUGUGCCCCCUGAGGGGCCGGAGGAAGGAGGCCUUGUGCCACAGCGGGGAUUGCUUAUGGGCGGUCUGGAAAGCGCAUCGGGGGACGUCGGGCAGGGCCUUUUCCGCCCGGUGUGCUGCUUGGUGCAGCAAAAGGGCCCGGUCUUGUGGUCGGUGAUCCACGUGGCGGGCCAGGGGGCGAAACUGGGGGUCUGCGUAGAGACGGACAAGGCUCAGCGGAGCGUGUUCGUGUACACUCUUUCCAGGGAGGGGGAGCAGAGCGAAUGGAAAGUGGACGUAGCAGGGGAGAUUGCGGGCACCGUUCGGGCGUCCGAAGAUCCGGAGCAGGUCGCAUCGUCUGGCCCCUUCCUUCAGUUCUCGCCGGACGGAGACGUCCUGGUCCUCAUAGACGCCCUCGCCUUCCAGGAGCUUAGCCCUGCUGAAGCAGCAAGCAAGAGGCCCUGUCUCCGCCUGGUGUCGCUCGUCGAGCAACGGCCGCAGCUGCUCGCCCGGCUGGAUUGCGGGUCCACCAGCAGCAGCCUGCUCGUGACGGGGCCUCGCACGCUUGCGGCGGGAAUGCAGCAGGGGGCGGUUGACUGCUGGACCAUGAAGCCUGACUGGCACUCCUCAGAGGAAAAGUGGACCCUCCCGGUGGCGCGCUACCGGGGCGUCACGUUCCCUGCCAUCAAUCACCUGCUGAGCAUUCCCGGGAGGCCCGACCAACUCCUGGGGUGUUCGGAGAACGGCUCCUUCGCCAUCUGGGACGUCCGCGCUCGUACCUUGCUGUCCACGUGUCACUCGAUGCACUACCUCGCGGCCUCAGCGGCCGUCCUCAGCGGUCCGGUGCUUCUCCCGAGGGAGCCAGUUCGCGUUGUUCAUGCCGGAGCGCCAAUUCACACCACAGCGGAAGUGCACCCACAAGCGGAGGAGGCGGACAGUGUGAAGCCCCUCUGCUUGCUGCUCCGAGCGACGGCCCGGGGGGACCCGGAGAAGGGCGCCGUUUGCCUGCCUGCCCUGUUGAACGGCGACGAGAUAGUCGUAGGGAAGGAGCUUCUGGUCGCCAAAAGAGCCGUCCACGUGGCAACCCUGGGAGCGUCCGGGGUGGCAGCAGACGGUGAGGGGCGCGCCCUCCUUUGGGACGCACCGACCGGGCGGACGGUCGCCGGCCUUAAACUUCCCGAAGGCGCACGAGUAUCCUGUCUUUCCACGCACGGUGGAGCGGGAAUUUUGGCUGUUGGCUGUCAAGCCGGCCAGCUCAUCAUAUACUGUCGAUGUGAAGUUCCUGCGGAAGAGUAGAUCAGCAACUCUGCUGCACAUCGCGGAUGUCCAAUUGCAGGUUCGGUGUUGGUGACGCUUGUCCUGUAGUCGAGCUACAAUUGAAGCUUAUAAGGUCAUGUCUUUCAUUGAUGUCAAAAGCGCAUGCAAAGGAAAGGUCUUCCACGGCUAGUUCUAUUGUGUCGUACUACCGAGGGUUGUUGCAGACAAGGUAACUCUCAUGGG
Messenger RNA from Klebsormidium nitens, 5962 nucleotides. The record is from the annotation of a GenBank genome assembly. NCBI's taxonomy places the organism in Eukaryota, Viridiplantae, Streptophyta, Klebsormidiophyceae, Klebsormidiales, Klebsormidiaceae.